Messenger RNA from Angiostrongylus costaricensis, 2763 nucleotides. The record is from the annotation of a GenBank genome assembly. NCBI's taxonomy places the organism in Eukaryota, Metazoa, Nematoda, Chromadorea, Rhabditida, Metastrongylidae.
AUGGCUACGGGCAGUUUCGAUCUAGCUAAUGUAAAAGCUCUGCUUUCAUCCGGUAAUCCUAUCAUACAAAGCAAUGGACUGACAUGCCUACUAUCUCGCCUGAGACUUCCGUUCCCCAAUGCCAAGGAAAAAGUCUCGGCUUCUUCUCUAUUUUUUGAUGGAUUCACUAAGUACGGAGAUGCUGUAGCACAGUGGCACGUAGUGGCUAAUCUGUUGAGCCAUUGUGCAGAACUCUCUCAUCGCGAAUUACAGUCUCUGGAGGUUUCAAAUGAAGACGUGUUUCUCAUCGCAGAUAACGUACUAGUGAAUCCACUUCUUGUGAUGAAUGAGUUGUUCCCUGCAUGUCACGUCCUACUUCCUGCACUACUUUCUCUCUAUUCAAGUAGGUCCGAACUAGCUAAAUCGUUCCCAAGUCUUAUUCCAAGUGAGCAGUUAUCAAAGCAUGGUGAGGAACGUGAUAUUGCGUUCAGUCUUAUCCAGGAUUUAGUGACUAAGUUUCCUACAACAUUUGAUGCUGUGAAAAACCUUGCUAUUCCUGGAGAGUCAGACUGCCUUGAUUUGCUAAAAGUGAAGUUAAGGCUUAUGUCAACACUCUGUGUCUCAACCGAUCGAUCUGACGAACUUCUUCCAUCACUUACAAGGCUUUUGAAAAAGAGCGCUGAAGUGGUCGGUGCUGCUGUGUCCGUUGUCAUCAUACUUUGUAAAGAAGAGAUUCUUGAUAUAAACAGCGUUCGGAAACAACUGAGUGUCAUGGUUCGGCAGCCAGGAUUUGAAGUGGCUCUCAUGGGAUAUUGCGAGAUUCUUGCAGUAGCUGCGCAGUCCGGGAAAUGUGAUGAUAAUAUUUCUGUGGAGUAUGUGCAAGAGUUAUGGGAAAUCACACAACUUCGAAAGGGCACUUCGGAUGGCGAAGACGCACGACGACGGGCCUGGACUGCACUUGGAUCUUUUGACUUCGAUUUAUUGAAAAGCGCAAUCCCUAUAUCCGGACGUCACCUUGUCGGUCAAUUUUUGGGAUUGCGUCAGACUGAAAGGAAAGGAUUCGCAAUUUUUCUGCAUAAAAUAGUUUCCGCCGAAGUAGAGUCACUCUCUCGUUCUCUAUACACUAAAUCCCAUAUCCAUAAAACGUUACUCGCACCCCUCGUAUGUAAUCUUCAUAAUUCUCUUGGCGGAACAAAUCAAGAGGCGCCUUGGUUUUGGUUGGCAACCCUACCGCUCUUUUCGGUAAUCGUCAACGAAUAUUCCGAAAGUGAAAUGAAACUGAAGAAAAUCUUUAGUAAAUUAUUUCUACAGGUUCCUUUAGUUGAAAACAAGUUAGUGAAUUUAUUCGCGGGUUGGAGGAUUUGCAUUUCAACAUUUCUCAAUAUGGAGACCAAAGGCGACGAUCUCCUAAGAUGUCGAGAUAAAAUAAUUGAGGAGUGCAAACGGUCUCUUAAAGAGAAUGAACUAGCUGUUAACAACGUCGUCGUUGUGAUUGCUGUGUUAGCUGGAGAAAUGCUGAGAGGUCGAACUGAGAAUUCUCGUUGUGUAAAUGUUCCUUUGGUGCGAUCAGCUGUAUGGAUGAUAUGUUCGUUGAUUUCGAACGAGAUUAAAAAUUUCUACGAGGAUGUGGAAUUCAAUUCUAUUUUGAAAUGGCGUUUAGGAAUUGAGGAGAAGCCGUAUGAAAACUUGCAUAAUUUCUUGGCAGGAGAAGAAUUUAGUGCGGAGAUAUCACUGUCAAGGUCAGCAUUAUGGCUGCUAGCUGCUGCUUUAGGUGUUGAGGAGCUUGUCGCAAAUUCAGUGAGUUAUUCCAUUCCGUCUGAUAAUUCAGCGGAAGAGAACAUGGCGCUCUUCUGCAGUAAAAACACCAUCGAGCCUGACGAUAUCUCGAAAGUUCUUCCACAGAUUUCUAAUGUUACGCUUAGUGUGUUCUGGAAAUAUGAAAGGAAUUUUAAAAAGCGGCUUGAACAGUUUUCUCUCAACGGUGGGGAAGAGUCGAAGCGUGUAGUAUAUGAAGGUCUGUCUCAUCUGUCUUCCAUUUCGCUGUUGACCAAAUCUAUCGACUUGCCUUCUGAUUACUCUCAUCUUCGCGAUGACAGUGUUCUGCGUGCUGUAAUUGAACAGUUCUGUGCAAAGUCUGCGUGCCAAAGAGCCAUCCUCCAUGAUUUGCUGCCAGUGCUCGUCGAUCAUGUGCGAAGUGACGGACGUCAUCUUCCACCGCUUGAUUUAAAGAUCGUCUUAUCGGCUAUAGACUACCGUAAUGAUGACGAAGCAUGUCUUAAUAUGCUCCGCCUUGCCAUCCAGGAAAUAGACCAACAGGUGAUGUAUGAGCUUACGGCACCUGGUUAUUUGGAUGGUUCAGCAAAUAUGUCUCCGUAUUUGCUUUUAAUUUCCCAGAAUCUACCGUUAUUUUUGUCGUUUUUACCAAAAAGUCGGGCUGUGAUGGUGUUAGAGCGCCUUCUUAAAUUCGCUAUUCAAGACGAUGACGUAGGGAAACAAAUACUGGCUGAUAUUGAUAAAUGUGGGCAACAACAGGAUACCCAAGGUUUGUUAUUUGCACGAUGGCGCUACCACUGGAAGAAACUUUCAAACAUUUGCCAGUUCUGUGAAUUUUUUGACAUGAUUGCUGAUUUUCUCUCUGCUUGCUUCCUUAUGGAUGGUCUUUCUGCCUCUGUAGUUAGUGCCGUUAAAGGUAUGAUGCUUUACAUUUCUACUUCACGACCUACGUUGAUCAGAGCUCUCAUGGAAGAUAAAAGUGAGAAAUGGGAAAAGCUGUUAACACUGUGA